Messenger RNA from Lottia gigantea (owl limpet), 2217 nucleotides. RefSeq lists its product as hypothetical. The transcript has 3 exons. Lineage: Eukaryota; Metazoa; Mollusca; Gastropoda; Lottiidae. Bases 1 to 2217 code for a protein of 738 amino acids. The record is from RefSeq and is a predicted model, not a curated record.
AUGACACUCUCAAGGAAAAUAUUUGCUUUUAUUGUGCUGCUAUGCCUAGUAUUGUUCUGUAUGGUACCGUUAUUCAAAAUAAAUGACAGUUGGGUGGAGAUGAACCCUGUUAUACAGUUUCACAUUCCAGGUUUUAGUGAUGUUAAAACUAAAAUUGUUCACUGGAUAGUAGUGACUACGGUAUCCUCCUCACCUCAAGACUACAUUAACCAGUUGUCUACCAAUUUACCACUGUGGAAUAUCGUAAUUGUGGCCAACCAUAAAACACCAAGCAAUUUAAAGUGUAAAAAAUGUUUUGUACUGAGUGUCAAAACUCAAAAUACGUCACCAUUUAAAAUCGGCAAAAAUAGUUCUCCAAAGAACAUUGGAUAUCUCUACGCUAUAUCUCGAGGAGCGAAGUUUAUUUACGACACAGAAGAGAGUUAUCUCCCUGUCAACAAGUUAGCGGACUUCUGGUUGGCGGGAGAUACGACUGGUCUUAUUUAUAACGGUCAACAACAUGUAUUUGAUGUGUACAGACAUUUCGGACGCUCUUCAAUAAAACAACGAGGCUUUCCACUCAGGAUGAAACGACCACCCCGGGACAACAUCUUCAAACUUUCAAACAAUUUCAAAACACCGUUAAUACAACACGCGCUAAUCAAUGGUGACCCGGAUAUUGAUGAAAUUAUCAAAAUGGCGUUAAGUUCUAAAACCAUCAAAGCUAAUAAGACUUUUGACGAGAGAACGCCACCAGUUGUUAUUCCCAAAGGAGUUAUGGCGCCUUAUAAUUCUAAAAAUACAUUGUUUCUGGCUGAUGCAUUCUGGGCUUUGUUACUUCCGGUGACGUCAUUUGAGUCUAACCGUGAUAUCGCGAGAUCUUAUUGGGGUCAAAGGUUAUUAUGGGAAAUUGGAGGCACUGUGGGCUUCUUUCCGCCUAAUAUGUUUCAUCAACAUGCCGUGAAUGGCGAAUGGAAGAGUGGCUUUUUUAAAUCGUCAAGAUUAGUUGAGUAUCUGCUAAAAUGGAAGUGUCCCGAAUCGUUCCAAUUUGUAAAAUGCGUCGAGAAACUGAGUGAAGAUUUAAUGGAGGAAAGGUUAUGGAGUAAAGAGGAUUAUAUUUUAGUCAAAAAUUGGUUAAUAGAUUUAAAGACAAUAGGAUAUAAAUUUCCUGACCGAUCUCAGUUUACUACUGUAGAGAAAAAUGAUAGAAACGUUGUGUUUUCCCCGUCUGUGAUAUCAGAAGAGUCUGCUUAUUCUUCUAAAUGGAAACAAGUGAUUGCUAUAACCAACCAUUGUAAAGACAAAGCGUAUCAGGUCACUAGCUCUAGUAUGAGAGCGGAGCCUCUAUCUGAUAUUUUACUUAUAGUGGUAUUCAAUACGCCUUAUUAUAACAAUAUACCUCAUAUAAACUUAAUAUACAGCGUCACGUUUGAUCAUAUAGUGUAUUGUGGAGAUGACUUCAAAAAAUUCCAAAAAACUUCGAAAUCAUUCCCGAAAUCAGUCACUUUUAUAGCACAGUCAGUCGACAAUGGAUACUCAGUUGAAAAAUGUAUUUCUGUUGCUAUGAAACUCAACCAUAAAGUCACCGGGUACCUGCUUAUAGGGGACGAUACUCUCUUAAAUUCCUGGAAUAUUCGUAAAUUUCCAAAAGACAAACCGUGGUUUCAUGGUUUUGUGCCUAUGUUCCGUGAUAGGAACCAUCCAUGGCACUGGUGGCAAACCGGUGUUGGUCGACAACCUUUUAAUAAAGCUUGGGCAAAAUUAACACAUAUCUCAACUAACGGCUCUAUUACGGAAUUAACAAUAGUGAAAAAUUAUAUGCAAAUUUUAAAAAAUAACACCGGAAGUGACCUCGGGGUUUACCACUGUCCGUCCGAUAUCGUUUAUAUUCCAUAUAAGUACAGAGACACCUAUAUAUUAAUCAAUGACGUUUACUCCCAAUUUAAUAUAUUUUUAGAAAUUGCCAUACCAACUGUAAUAGCAGGGUUAUGUCCCUUGAAUCAAAUAGUAGAGUUGAAGGGGCAAUAUUUGUGGUACGAUGGAAAACGAAAUAAAAUUCCACAAUAUUUUAAAAAGGACGAAGUUUUUAUUCAUCCAGUGAAACUUUCUCAGAUUCAGACUAGUUUGAAGCCAUUUUUCUGCCAAACUUUAUUCCCUCUGCUGGUGUCCGGCCAUAAAAACUCUACCAAAAUCGUGCCAUAUAUUACUGGACCUGUCCAACAAAUUGGACCUUUAUAG